UGACUUCCGGAGGCGUUUGAUUCGUUACGGAUGACAUCAGCUGUGGAGUGAGUGUGCGGAAAAAAAAAAAUAAAAUAAAUAAAACGCCGGCGCCCUCUCCUCUACCCGGUUACCGAAAAUGACACAGUGUCUGCUGGUAUAAAAAGCUAGGGCCACUCCUAUCGAGGCUCCACUUGUACGUCUGGAGACCACUCCGACUCUCUGCAGCGAAUAAAGGGGGUGGAGGCUGCUGCUGCUGUUGCUGGAUCCUAAACGCGCACUGGAGAGACAGCUGCACACAGACAGGGGAUAGAGGAUGGCCACUCUGGUAGAAUCCGCAGACAUGGAGACGCUGGGCGGCCAGAGCAACACCGGGGCAUCCCCGACGUCCUCCAGCCCCUCGCACCACUUCAAUGACAGUAAAUUUUACCUGCUGGUGGUUAUCGGGGAGAUCGUAUCCGAGGAUCACUUGAAGUGUGCCAUUGCGGACAUAGAGAAAGGUAUCCGCUCAUGGGACACCAACCUCGUUGACUGCAACCUGGACCAGGAACUCAAGCUGUUUGUGUCCAGACACUCGGCUCGUUUCUCUGCAGACGUCAGAGGGCAGAGAAUUCUUCACCAUAAAAGUAAUAUCCUGGAGACAGUGGUGCUUAUCAACCCUUCAGAUGAAGCAGUCAGUACUGAGGCUCGUUUGAUGAUCUCAGACACUGCCAGACACAAACUUCUGGUCCUCUCUGGGCAAUGCUCUGAAACCACUGGGGAGCUGAUUCUUCAGUCUGGAUCUUUCUCUUUCUUCAAUUUCAUAGACAUCUUCACUGACCAAGAGAUUGGUGAAUUGCUCAGCACCAUUCACCCUGCAAACAAAGCCAACCUUACACUCUCCUGCCCUGAACAAGGUGACUGGAAAAACUCCAACUUGGACAAACACAACCUGCAGGACUUCAUUAACAUGAAACUAAACUCCACCCUCAUCCUCCCUGAAAUGGAGGGCCUCUCAGAAUUCACAGAGUAUUUAUCUGAAUCAGUAGAGAUCCCGUCUCCUUUCGACAUGUUAGAACCACCAACCUCAGGUGGGUUCCUGAAGCUCUCCAAACCUUGCUGCUACAUUUUUCCCGGUGGCCAUGGCGACUCCGCUCUCUUUGCUGUCAAUGGCUUCAACAUGCUCAUUAAUGGCGGUUCGGACAGGAAGUCAUGCUUCUGGAAGCUGGUGAGACACCUCGACCGCGUUGACUCCAUCCUCCUGACCCACAUCGGCGACGACAAUCUGCCAGGCAUCAAUAGCAUGCUGCAGAGGAAAAUUGCAGAGCUUGAGGAGGAACAGUCACAGGGCUCGACAGCUAACAGUGACUGGGUGAAGAAUAUGAUUUCUCCAGAUAUAGGGGUUGUGUUUGUGAAUCUUCCUGAAAACCUGGAAAACCCUGAACCUAAUUACAGAGUGCGCAGGAAUAUUGAAGAGGCAGCAGUCACUCAGCAGUUCCUCACAAAGCUAAAUUUAAGGAUCGAGCCUUUGCUGAGGCCUGUAGGAAAUGCUAUAGAGCCAAUUAUACUUUUUCAGAAAAUGGGGGUCGGCAAGCUUGAGAUGUAUGUCCUUAACCCAUCCAAGAACGGCAAGGAGAUGCAGCACUUUAUGAAGCAGUGGACAGGUAGUGAAAAAGACACCACUUCCAUCAUACUUCCAAACGGAAAAGAAUCUGAGUUUCCUCUCUCUUACUUGACAUCUAUCUCCUCGCUCAUUGUGUGGCACCCUGCAAAUCCCUCAGAUAAGGUUGUGCGUGUUCUCUUUCCUGGAAAUGCCACCCAGCAUCACAUCUUUGAUGGUUUAGAAAAGCUAAAGCAUCUGGACUUCCUGAAGCAGCCGAUCGUCACACAGAAAGUGAUCUCUUCUAAUAUGCCGUCGACACCAACCCUAAAGCAAGCUAAGAUGAAACACAGAACAGACAGCAAAGAGAGCCUGAAGUCUACCCCUAAGCCAUCACCAAGCAAAAACCUCAGGAAGGACUCAAAGGAGGAAAUGCCUGAAAAGGCAAAGACAGAUGCAGAUUCAGCUCAUGAAAAAACACAGAAGGUGGAGAAAAAAGUCCCACCGAAAAAGGAAAAGGCAAAGGCACCCGAGAAAGAAUCAAAAGCAAAGCCGGAGCAAAUAGCCCAAAAUGAAACGCCUGAAAAGAAGAAGCCUGAAAUGAAACCCAAGGUAGAAAGGGAGAAGGUGGUUAAAAAGGAAGCCAAAGCAUCUGUGGAAAAGAAGAAGGAGGUUAAAAAAGAAGUUGUGAAAAAAGAUGAUACCCCCAAACUAGAAGGUAAAAAAGAUGAAAAGGUAAAGAAAGUGAUAAAAAGGGAUAUCAGAAGAGAUUCACCCAUGAAAGAGAAGAAGGAAGAAAAGAAAGAGCAGAAGAAAGACAUUAAAAGGCCUGCUAAAGACACAAAAAAGACAUCCACCGCAGGUGAGGAAAAAAACCUAAAACCAAAGCCCCUUAAAAAAGAUGACGCUACAAAGAAAGACGCAGGCGUUCCAUCAAAGUUAAAAGAGAAAGGAAAGACAAAGGUGACAAAGAAGGAGACAAAGGUGGAUGCUAGCAAACUGGCAGUUAGUGCUGCACCUGUUGAAGAAGAUCCAGAAGCAGUAAGAUCUCUGAUGUCCACCCCAGAAGACCUCACUAAAGACUUUGAGGAGCUCAAAGCUGAAGAGUUGGUGGAUGAUGACGCAACUGUGCAACAAACUGAGGAAAAAGAGGCUGUAAUGGUCCGCCAAGAAGAAAUUUUACAAACCAAAGAGUCUCCGGAGGCACUAGAGUCUGUGGACGAGGGUAUAACGACAACAGAGGCAGAAGGAGAAACCGGAGAGACUCCAGAUGAACAAGUGAUCAAGGGAAAACUCAACGGCAGUGUAUCUGAGAAGUUUGAAGACGAGGGCACUGUAAUGGAGGAGACAUCCGAGGGAGGCGAUUAUGAAGAGAAAGCGGAGACAGAGGAAGUUUAUGAACCUCAGACUGUGGAAAUGGAUAAAAAUAUGUCAUCCCCGAGCAUAGACGAAUACCAAAUCAAACAAGAAGAAAUUAAACAAGAAGAAAGAGUCGAGGACAACGAUGACGUGACUAAUAAAAACGUAGAGGAAGCACAUGGAAUUCAGAGAGAAUCCGAUAAACAGAAUCUGUUUGCUUCAGUGUCACCCAAAGUGUCUUCACCAAUUUCUCCAGCGGCAUCUAUCCACGAUGAAAUGCUUCCAGUUGGCUUUGAGAGCUCAACAGCCUCUGACGAUGAGAAUAGAGAUGAACCCCCAGAGGAUUUCACUGUCACAUCUGGCCACACUCAGUCUACCAUGGAAAUCUCUAGCGUGCCUACUCCCAUGGAUGAAAUGUUGACUCCUAGGGACAUUAUGAGCGACGAAACCACCAAUGACGAGAACGAAUCUCCAUCACAGGAUGUUGGCAGGUUCGAGACAUCAGCAUCUGGAGAGUUUGACAGAAAGAAGCUCUCUCCACUUCAGGAUAUGCCCAGGUCAGAUCACUCUCAGAGUGACGCAACAGAGGGCCAGGACUACACCCAUUCUGCUUCUACAAUAUCUCCCCCUUCAUCACUGGAAGAGGAUAAAUUCUGUAAGGAGUUUUCAUUGGCAGGGAAGCCUGAUGAAUUUGCCACUGCUCAAGAGUCACCUAACAAGUUUGAUGCUGACUUAGCAAGGCUCAGUUCACAAUCCACAACAUCACCCCUUGUACGUUCUCCCUCCGUAGAUCGCAAGGAUACAUUUGCUGCUCCAUCACUGUUUGCUGCUCCAAUAGAACUGUCCAGCACACUGGCAGGGAGUACCAGAGCACCAGCUGAUUCAUCCAUGAGCCCAGAUGACAAGACAUUGGAAGGAGCUAAUUCACCUCAGUCUUCUGGUCACACACCUUAUUAUCAGUCACCAGUGGACGAAAAAGUGGGAAUCAUGCCACCAGAAGACAAAGAACAGGGUCCAGUAAUAGUAGAGGUCACAAGUGAUAAAGAAGAUUCCUCCAGCAGAGUUACUCCAGAGCCUGAUGAGCCGGAACCAGAAAGUCCUUCCCCGAUAGAGAGAGUGGAGUCCUCUCCAAAAAGCCCACCUUCACCUGAACUGGAUUCCCCAGUGAAUAAGGAACAGUCACACUUUGAUAUAGAUCCUAAGAAAACUGAAGAGAACAGCCCUUCUGUCUUGUCAUCCGCUCCACUGACAAAGCACGAUUCAGACACCAAUCCUUUCACGGCUUUCAAAGAAGAGAGUAAAAUGUCUAUUUCAGAAGGCACCACAUCAGACAAGUCUGAAACUCCCCUGGAAGAAGUUGUAGCAGAAGACACAUUUUCCCAUUUAGCUUCAGCAUCCACAGCAUCCCUUGCCACCAGCUCCUUGCCAGAACCAACCACUGACUCGCCCUCCCUUCAUGCUGAGGUGGGCUCUCCUCACUCAACUGAAGUAGACGACUCUUUGUCCGUCUCUGUGGUUCAAACCCCAACCACCUUCCACGAGGCUGAGGGAUCUCCAUCUAAGGAAGAUAGCCCGAGGCCUAUGUCCAUUUCCCCAGACACCUCACCAAAGGCAAAAAGCAGGUCACAGAUGCAAGACCCAAAAUCCCCAGAGCACUCUACCAUGUCAAUAGAGUUUGGCCAGGAGUCCCCUGACCAUUCCUUAGCCUUGGACUUUAGUAAGCAAUCUCCAGAGCACCCAUCAGUGGGCAGCGGCUCCCGUGCUACAGAAAAUGGCCCAACUGAGGUUGACUACAGCCCUUCAGAUGGGGUGGAUGUAAGAGCAUCCGGAGAACCUAAAUCUGCAGUGGAAAACGCAUUGCUAUUUGAAGAGAGCGAAUCGGUCCGUGCAGCUUCUGCAACCCCAUCAGAUGCAUCUCAGUCCACUCCCUCUGUUACAACGCCAUGCCAAAUGGCAGAUAUGUCACAUGCUGUCAUUGUGCAAACAGAUAAAUCUCCAGUCACACCAAAGGCAUGUUCUCUCACCCAUUCUCCCCAUUCCAGCGAGCCUUCCCCAGUUCUUUCAGAUCCCCCAGCUAAAGAAAGCGCCAGUCCAAUUUCACCACCUGUGGAGAACAUAGCUCCUUCCGAGAUGCAGCAGACAUAUGACAAGUCACCUUCACCUCCAAAGGCUUCUUCUCCAUGCUUGUCUGUUAGCCCUUCAAAAGAUGAGUCACUUUCUCCGGCAAAAGAGACGAAUCCUUUUAAAUGUGAGGAUUUUACUCUUGAGAAAAAAUCCCCUGUGACUCCCAAAGUUCCUUCCCCAUCAUAUUUACCCCUCUCCUGUGAUUAUAAUACUGCCUGCGGCUCCAAGGACCCAGACUCAAGUAAGAAGAGCCCCUGUGCUCCAUCUAAGACAGAUGUCGACCUCUGCCUGGUCACUUCAUGUGAAUACCGUCACCCCAAGACUGAACUCUCCCCAUCUUUCAUCAACCCAAACAUUUUGGAGUACUUCAUCAGUGAAGGGAAUACUUUGGAUGAGGAGAAGCCUCUGACCAAAUCAGGAGGAGGACCCCCACCACCAGCAGGAAAGCUGUCUGCCAAGCAAUGUGAGGAGACCCCACCCACAUCCAUUAGUGAGUCCGUCCCCUCCCAGACCGACUCAGAUGUUCCACCAGGGACAGAAGAGUGCCCCUCCAUUACAGCAGAUGCAAACAUUGACUCUGAAGAUGACUCUGAGACUCUGCCUACUGACAGGACCCUGACCUACAGGCACGCCGACCCCCCUCCAGUGGCACUCAGGGACUCUGCUCCAUCUUCUGGCCAUCAUGAUGUCUGCAUGGUGGAUCCAGAGGCUCUCAAGGCUGAAGAAAAUCUUCACAAUGCUAAUACAGAUGGUGGAGAGAAGACUGGCAAGAAAAAGCUCACUAAAAAGUCAUCUUCACCAGCUAGGAAGGGUGGUCUAGCAAAAGUGAAAGACUCAAAGACUGCCUCUCCCAAGAAGAGUAUCGGAGAAGGGAAAGAUGCCAAAAAUGCAACUAAUACCUCUGCAUCUAGAGGUGUAAAAAGUGCCACAGCAGGUACAGGAAGUGGAAAGGCAUCUGGUGGGUCAUCUCUGCCCCCCUGUCCUCCCAUGUACAUGGAUUUGGUUUACAUUCCCAAUCACUGCAGUGCCAAAAAUGUGGACGCUGAGUUCUUUAAGCGUGUGAGGUCGUCUUACUAUGUGGUCAGUGGCAAUGACCAGACGGCUCAGGAACCCAGCCGGGUUGUUCUUGACGCUUUGCUGGAAGGAAAGGCCCAGUGGGGAAACAAUGCGCAAGUCACUCUGAUUCCAACGCAUGACACUGACGUGAUGAGGGAGUGGUACCAGGAGACUCAUGACAAGCAGCAGGAGCUGAACAUCAUGGUCCUGGCCAGCAGCAGCACUGUCGUCAUGCAGGAUGAGUCCUUCCCAGCUUGUAAGAUUGAGAUGUAGACCUAUUCCUCAAGGGAUCACGAGAAUUGAAGAGAUCAUUGUUUGAGGAAGAAAAUCAAUCCAUGUAGCAUAAAGUCCAAGACGACACUUAAAAACAUAUACUCCAAAAUAGGGAUCUGACACACAAAAUAGCUUUGGGGGGAUUCAUGCAGAGGACAGGGGGUUCUAGAUAAAAUACAUCCCUGAAAUCCUUACAGGAUAUAAAUGGACUGCACUGGUGGGAGAUAAGAUACACCUCAACUAGCCUCCAAUUCUAGCAUAGUUCACAUAAUGAUGUAUUGCGUUUAUUCUGCAUCCCCAGAUCAAAAUAUGUGCUUUUAGGUAACGGGAACAAAACUGGUAUGUUCUGAAAUAAUGGCUGUUAAUCCACACCAAAGGAUAAAACAACACUUUUUCAGUUAUUGCCUUAGGGAGGGAUCAAAAUGAAUGUAACAGAAGUGGCACGACUAGCCUAAGAUUAGACGGGCAACUCUAAAUAACAAAGGUUGAUCCCGAAAAAUGACUGUUUAACAGUGUGAGAGUUGAAUGAUGGUAAAUACAAAUGAACUUGAAAGGACACUCAACACUGGUUAAAAUGAUGGUUGACUUCUUAUUUAUCACGACUGCGUGAGAUGAAACUGUUCAUUGUGCUGUUAAUUUGGCAGGAUUAUAUUUUAUUUAUUUAUUUAUUUAUUGAAUAUUGUUUUGGCCUGGUUAUGUUGCUGCUGAGUAAUGAUUUCAUAUUAAAUUAUUGUGCUCGAUUGUCCAGACAGCGGUUGAAACUGUGCAACAGGGAAGUUGCCCCAUAAUGUCAUAAAAAAAAACAUAAUAAUAUCUUUUCAGAAGAUUGCCUUUCAUUCCAGAUUGUCUGUUUUAUUUACAGAUUUUAAGUUGUUUCCAGAAGAGAAUAUUGGAUCUUAUUUCUUAUGCCUGUUUUUUAUGUAAUCAACGAGCUGAGGGAGAGCUAGCCCUUUCCCAUUGUAAAGCUGGUGAAGCAGGAUAUUUUCAUAAACCUUAAAAUGUCUUGUUUUUCUAAAGCUUUGUACUAUAAUUAUAAAUAGCUUUGUGGCCAAUGGUGCGGGCGGAUGAUAAGUGCAUGAUACGUUAGGAUCUUUCUCUUUUUUUUCUUUCUUUUUUUUUUUAAUGGGGAUAUUGCUUAGACUUUCAUUAAGAACAUCAGGGCUAUGUAGGCUAAAUGAAUAAAAGUAAGAUAUAAUUUUGCAAGUUGUGCCAUGACUUACGUAUACUACUCUAACUACAGUGAUAACCAGUGGCACUGUAUGGAUAUAAUACCUGAUUCUGGGUGCAGCACUUGGUAGUUCCAGGAUGAUAUGAGCUUUAAGGGAAGCUAAAAAAAAAAAACUUUAGCCAGAAUGAAAGGGAACCGCUGAGUCGUCGAGAGGGGCAGCACGCAGAGAUGAGAGCGAGUGUAUGUUAAAUGAAAGUAACAAAAACUAGACACUUUAAACACAAAAAAAAAAAAAAAUGACACAUACCAAACUAACAGUACAGAGGCCACAGGUCAGCUUUGACAGGCCAGCUUCUGGUGAAACGUUCAACAAAUCACGACUACAGGCUUCGGUAUUUCAGGAUCAUCAACCUCACUAGAUCUGUCAGGUUGCCAUGAUGACACUAUAAACCAGUUUUCCUGCAGGAAAACCUCAGACUAACACCACAACCUUACCGUCAAUCAACGUCAUACCAACAAGACUCUCUUCAACUGACAUCUCUCUUCUUUCUCUACACUUCUUCUAUUUCUCUCUCCAUCUAUUUAUCUGCCUUUUCUCCUUAUCUUUCUCUCGGGAGAACUUUAAUAAGGUUUGUCUGCAUUUGUGGGGUAUAUUUGUCUCGUGAUUGCGCGUCCUCUCUGCCCUUUCCCACUCCCUCCCCUCCCUCCCCCGAACUCAUAUGUAACCUAUAGCAAUUAGUUUCAAGUGAAAAUAUUCCUUAGUGCUUUCUGAUGUUUGUGUGCAAUAUUUGCUCCACCCAUAUGGCAAAGCUAAUGUAAGAGGAACCACUACUAAAGAACAAACAUUCAACAACAACCACAAUAAAAAUCUGUUGUGAAAAAUAA
This is a messenger RNA of Mugil cephalus (flathead mullet), 8423 nucleotides long. RefSeq names its product microtubule-associated protein 1B (gene map1b). The record is from RefSeq and is a predicted model, not a curated record. Gene Ontology annotation, molecular function: microtubule binding; actin binding. The transcript has 7 exons. Gene Ontology annotation, cellular component: microtubule; cytosol; neuronal cell body. Bases 296 to 6370 code for a protein of 2024 amino acids. Lineage: Eukaryota; Metazoa; Chordata; Actinopteri; Mugiliformes; Mugilidae. Gene Ontology annotation, biological process: regulation of microtubule depolymerization; axonogenesis; microtubule cytoskeleton organization.